GCCAGCGCCGGAUGCACGUGGGGAGUGACGUAGCAGGUGGGGCUUUGGCCUGGUAGUGUUGUCUGUGUGCACGGUUUGUAGUGUCCUGUCAAUGAAGAUGGUGAUAGCGAACAGAAACGAUGUGUCGGAGCGGGUGUCAUCCGACGACUGUCUUUUGAUUGAAGAUUGCCUUCCUCCUCUACACUACUCCCCAUCAAAGCGUGUAUCACCUGCAAAACGCAAACAAUACUACAUCAAUCAAGCAAUUCGCAACUCUGAUCUCAUUCCCAAGGCAAAAGGAAGAAAAAGUCUGAGGAGACUUGAAAACACUCAUUACUUGAUGAACCUUAUAGAGAAAGAUGACUGUACCAAGGAUGAAGGAGACCAGACAGAUCCUGCCUCCCCUACAAUUUUCACAGAAGCUUGUAGUAAUGAUGACUAUGUUGAGGUCUGGAAUGAUUUCAUGAACCGUACUGGUGAGGAACAAGAGAAGUUUCUACAUUACCUAGAGGAAGAAGCGAAGAAAAAGAGCAAAGGAAAAGUGCAUCUGCAUUCACAGGACAAAAGAGGGAAGCAGUCGGCCUAUGCAGGAAAGGAAUGUUUUCAGCGAAUUGAUCGAAGACUCCGUGUUACUUUAAGACGGCGUCAAAUUCCCAUGGGUACCCUGGAGUUUCUAGAAGAGGAGCUGACUAGAUUCUUUGCCAUAAAACCACAGUCUGUGUACAAAGCAAUGCUGGAAAACAGCUAUGAGAGAUUAUUGCUUCAUGCCCUUUGUCAGUAUUUGGACCUUGUCUCUCAAAGUUCUGACUGCGAUGGAAAACGGCAGACAGAAGUAAGCAACAAAGGUACAGAUUUUCUGCCUCCUGUACCUCUGCUUUCUGCCUACCUGGAACAGAAGAGAUGAUUGUGAAAUUAUCCCCAUCUUAUUUUAGUUGGAUCUGUAAAUAUUGUUAAGUGUCUAAUCUGCAGCCGAAAUACCUUUGUGUAAAAUCCUCCUUGCUGCAUAGUCACACAUAAGGAACUAAAAGCAAGGGCCAUGAUUUAUUGAUAUAAAAUUGUUGGUUUGUUUAUCCGCUUAAAACCACAAAUACGUUUUUUUGAACAUAAUGUUCACUUUUGAAGAUUCAUCAAAAAAUAUGGUGCAUCACUCUUAUUUUUCUAACGCUUUCUGGUAUAUUCAAUAUUGAUGGGAAAGUAAAUGUCUUCUGCAGACUGCUUUAUGUGACAUUGAAUGCUGUGGCUUAUUUAUGAACAAUUCUAGUCUGUUUUUCACUACCCAGCCUGUGGGAGCCACCUGGUACUUGGUGGGGUGGGGGGGGGGGUCCACGGAUGGAAGAAGCUGAAUAAUUCCAGAGAUAUGUCAAUUUCAGAUUUUUCUCAUUUGCCAAUUCUUCAUCUAAGAGUCUGCAAUGAGUAAGUGUUGGUGUGAUCAAGCCCCUUACCAAGAGUUCCCCUAUGAGUCUAUAAGCCUAAACUCGAGCCCUCCUGGGGUGUAUAGCGAAGGAACCACACAUACAUGAAGAGUACUUUAUCUCUAAUAUGGUGGGUUGCUGGAAAAUAUUUUAACACAUUGUAAAGAAUGUUUAGUUAUGUAUCUGUAGGUAACAUUAGGUAUUGCAGAAAGUAAUAACAUUUUCUGCAUGUGAUUUGUAUUAGUUUUACUUCAAGAAUUAAUAGGCAAGAGUCAAUACGGAUUUUGGUGUGUAUAUCAUUAAUAAGGAAGAAAAAUGCAAUCUUGGAUUUAGACCGAAAUAUAUGAGUGUAGUGAGGUGUUACUUACCUGGUAGAUUUACACAUGGUGUGAAUUUAGUCACCAGGAUUGACAUUUUUUUAAAAUAACUUCUUGUUUCAUUGAGUAUGUGUUUAGUAAACAAAUUUUGUCAAAAUGAUAUUCAGCUGAUGCACUCAGACCUUAGGUAAUUUUCUUUAACAUAUCUACAGAAUUUUAUUAUUUUCUCAGCAUUGUUCUGUCUGCUCAAUAUAAUAUUUUCAAUUGCAGUGCAGUUGAUACCUACUUAAGCUGCUGUGAGUGAAUGCUCCCUCAUCAGCUUGGUGUGUAAAUAUGUUAUUUGAUUUGAGUUAAAUAGACCUGAAUAGUCCGAGCUUCAGUUUCCUAAUUAGUAUAGAUUUGAUAAUUGGUAGCUGGGACAGUAGCCAGCAGUUUAAGAUUAAUGAUUUAAAUUAGGAUGUGACCAAACAUCCCACAAUGUGCAACAAGAUGACUGGACUGAUUUCUUUCAGUGGUCAGGUUGUCUUUUCUUUCAAGAGGCUAGCUUGUAUGGCCUGCUUACUAUUUGCAUUAUUUUCUAAAAACACCAACAAGGGGUUUUGUCUUUGAAAGACAUUCGUGCUGACUGACUCCCAAAAAAUAGCCCACAUUUGUCCUACAAAAUAUUGUUCUGUAGUUUGGUUAUUUUCAUAAUUGUUACAAUCUGCCAUUCCUUUUUAAUAAAAUUAUCACUUUCCAUUUGGUUACUAAAUGUCACUUUUGCAGUUUUGAUUACAAAUUACUGUCUUUUUCUGCUAAAAUCACCCCCAUUUUCAGUUGUAAUGCAGAAAUAGUGGGAAAAAAAAUCAGUUGAGGUUAUUAUCCGGUAUUUACUUUCUUGUGAAUCCAAUAGACCAAUAUAUUAAUAAAUUCCAAAAGGCAGACUUUCUCAUAAAAAACUUUAAGUACACUGAUUAGCUUUGUCUUAAAGGUUUCUGUAUAGUAUGUAGAAAUUGUUAGCAAACAGAAACUUCAGCCUGUUACAUCAUUCAUGUUAUCAGUGGAGUAUAGGGGAGAGUUAAAGAUGAAUUCAAUUCAAAAUCCUUGUCUUUAAUAUUAUUCAUUGUCUCAAGCCACAUAACAGUAUAAAGAUAAUGAUGUUUUAUUUUUUCUGUUCCCUUCUUUGCACCCAAGUGGUUUCUAAUCCCAUUUCUUAAAUGUAAAAUUUAAAGAAUUUGACAAUUUUGCUGAAUUUAUCUUUAUUUUCUUUUUAUACAAAUUAUUGAUAUACCAUAAAAAUAUAUUUGUAGAAUUUGGCUGAAAAUGCUAACAUAUACAGCAAGUUAGUAAAUUUGUUGCACAUCCAAGAUCAUGAGAUUACAGAAAGUCCCCAUGUUGGGAAGGAGUUCCAUUCUUGAUUUCAUUUGCAAGUUGGAGCGCAAUGCAGGACAAUAUAAAAUAGCCAUUUGUAAGAACAGGUAAUAUUAAUAUUUGCAUAUACUAGAUCUUUAAAAUUAGACGGUAUGAGAUCACGUUCAUAUGUAGAAGCGUUUGUAAGUUGGGGACAUCUGUAUUUUUCAGUGUUCCAAUUGUUGCAUUAACACAAACCCCUGUCUGUUAACAAAUGCAUAAUUGUUUAAUUAUGGGAACAUGUUAAGCAAUACAUUAAUAAUAAUACAUUAAUUAAAAAUA
Rhincodon typus (whale shark) is the source of this 3379-nucleotide messenger RNA. It is a transcript of the gene r3hdm4, whose product is annotated as R3H domain containing 4. Gene Ontology annotation, molecular function: nucleic acid binding. Bases 92 to 883 code for a protein of 263 amino acids. Lineage: Eukaryota; Metazoa; Chordata; Chondrichthyes; Orectolobiformes; Rhincodontidae. The record is from RefSeq and is a predicted model, not a curated record. The transcript is spliced from 8 exons.